Molecule: messenger RNA, 1680 nt
Organism: Orussus abietinus
Lineage: Eukaryota; Metazoa; Arthropoda; Insecta; Hymenoptera; Orussidae
Gene: cn
Product: kynurenine 3-monooxygenase
Exons: 12
Coding region: 180-1619 (479 amino acids)
Biological process (GO): L-tryptophan catabolic process; NAD+ metabolic process; quinolinate biosynthetic process
Cellular component (GO): mitochondrial outer membrane
Molecular function (GO): kynurenine 3-monooxygenase activity; NAD(P)H oxidase H2O2-forming activity; FAD binding
Source: RefSeq, a predicted model, not a curated record
AAUUGAUUACGUGGAGACUUCGAAAUCGAUUGAGAAUGCAUUCACGCUGAUCUUCGAGUAUUGAGAUAUGGUAAGAGGAAGGACUUAACUAUAUCGAAACCUGUAUGUAAUCAAUGUGGAUAAUAUACCUGCCUUUCCUCUGAAAUAACCCGUUCGAAGUCGUCAGUCGUUCAAGAGGCAUGACGGCGAACGAAACGGCAACCUUGAACGUUGCAGUUGUUGGUGGUGGUCUGGUCGGUUCACUGACAGCAUGCUUCUUUGCUCGGAGAGGACAUCAUGUUCGCGUCUAUGAGUACAGAUCAGACAUUCGAGUCGAGGACUCCAAAGGGCCGAGUAUCGACCUGGCCCUAUCAUUUCGGGGUAGGGAAGCCCUGAAGAAAGUGGGCCUAGAAGACGCUCUGAUAAGCCAACAUGGAAUUCCCAUGCGAGGGAGGAUGUUACACGAAAAGGAUGGAAGCCUUAAGGAAGUGAUCUAUGACAAAGUCCAGCACAAUUGCAUUUACUCAGUCAGUAGGAAAUAUCUGAACGAAGUGUUACUGAACGGUAAGCAAAGCUUUGUUGAAAGAUUUGACGUCAUUUUUCAACCACUCAUCUUUAAAAUGUAUGGAAAAAAUUCUUGCCUUAAAAGAUGGGCUGCCGAGAAGUACCCCAAUGUCCAUCUCAAGUUCAACGAAAAGCUCCUGGAUGCUGACUUGGAUGCUGGACGAAUGAAGUUCCUCGAUACGAAGACAAAUAUAAUCGAAGAAACUCAUGCUGAUCUAAUAAUCGGUGGAGAUGGGGCAUACUCUACAGUUAGAAAAAUUAUGAUGAAGAGACCUCGAUUCAACUUUAGUCAAACUUACAUAGAACAUGGAUAUGUCGAGAUCUACAUACCGCCUGGCAAGAAUAACGAAUAUUUGAUGAGCAACAAUCAUCUGCAUAUUUGGCCUCGCGGGGAGUUCAUGAUGAUAGCUCUACCGAAUGACGACAAAAGCUUCACGGGCAAUCUUUUCGCGCCAUUUGAUAUUCUUCUGCGACUUAACACUGCUGAGAAUAUUAUCGAGUUUUAUCAGAAACAAUUUCCUGACGUCGUGCCUCUGAUUGGAAAGGAAAGACUGCUUGAGAUUUUCCUCAGCAGUGAACCGAAGACCCUUAUUUCGGUGAAAUGUAAACCAUUCCACGUGGGAAACACGGCACUUCUCGUUGGUGAUGCUGCACAUGCAAUGGUGCCAUUUUAUGCUCAAGGGAUGAAUGCGGGUUUCGAAGACGUCCUCAUCUUGGAUGAACUCAUGGAACGUUAUAAUUCUGAUCUAAGCAAAGUAUUACCAGCAUUUUCGAAAAUUCGUUGCGAUGAUGCCCACGCAAUCUGCGACCUUGCCAUGUAUAACUAUAUCGAGAUGCGAGAUCUCGUGAGGAAACGAUCUUUCUUGUUUCGGAAAUAUUUGGAUACGAUUCUGCAGAAGCUUUUUCCAAAAACCUGGAUACCCUUGUACAGUACAGUGCAUUUUACAAGAAUGGAAUUCUGCAAGUGUAUCUCUAACAAAGCAUGGCAGGACAAGAUACUCCGAAGAAUCUUCUGGUGCUUGGCUGCAGUCAGUUUAGCAACUUUCAUUGCUUUAGCAAGUGGAAAGACUUCAUAAAAAUCGUUUUUGCUACAUGAAGUCAAAAGACAUCUCAGAAAUCGCUUUCUGCAUUAAAAUC